Molecule: messenger RNA, 531 nt
Organism: Mycena indigotica
Lineage: Eukaryota; Fungi; Basidiomycota; Agaricomycetes; Agaricales; Mycenaceae
Product: Thioredoxin domain-containing protein
Exons: 3
Coding region: 1-531 (176 amino acids)
Source: RefSeq, a predicted model, not a curated record
AUGAGCACUAUUACUCAUGUCACCUCGGUCUCAGACCUCAAUAACCGUCUUUCAAAGUCGUCGUCGAAACUAACCGUCAUCGACUUCUGGGCAACUUGGUGUGGCCCAUGCCAUGCUAUCGCUCCCACUUUCGAGAGCCUGUCUAAGCGGCCGGAAUAUAAGAAUGUCAACUUCUUCAAGGUCGAUACAGAUGCGGCCAAAGACGUGGCUGAGCUCUACAGAAUAUCGGCAAUGCCAACAUUUGUCUUUCUUAAAGGCUCCACGAAGGUCGACCAAGUCCGGGGAGCUGAUAGGAUGGGAUUGGAGUCCACACUAAGACGCCAUGCUGGCGGAAGCGAGGCGGCGGCGUCGGGUAGUUUCACAGGGAAGGGGCAAACGCUGGGAGGGGGCUCAACUGCACCAACGGACAUCUCACAUUCCGCUACGGCAGCGCUCAAUAAUACGACUGCCCAAUUUUCCAACCUCGACCCUCAGGUUCAAAUACUCCUUAUGCUUAUUGGAGCUUAUGCCGUCUUCUGGUACUUGAGUUAG